ACUUCCCUCUCACGAUUUGACCACACUCUUACACGCGGAAUCUUUCUGGAACCUCACACAAACACCACUCUGCCGCUCCGAGACCCGCGACACAGCUGCAUCUUACCCACAUUCUACCCACAUUCUACCCACACUCUACCCACACUCUACCCACAUUCACAAUGGCAAAGACGGCAAAGCUCAAGAAGAAGCAGGUCGCGCCGCACUCCCGCGCCGCCCGCCGCGCCGCCUCACCCUCCAUCAACCUGUCCAAAGACCUCAAACCCGCGACACGAGACUCGCCCUCGCCCUCGCGACCCUCAGAAGCAAAGCACCACGUCCUCUCCGCGCAAAACGCCGGCAUCUCCAAAAAGAAAGGCGGCAGCCUCAAGCGCGCACAGCGUGUCCGCGCACAGAAAGCUAUGGAGCGCGCCGCAGACGAUAUGGACAAGUGGGAGCUGAAGAAAGCGAAGAGCAUACAGAAAGCUGCGUCGAUCAAGGACAGGGCGAAGGUAUGGGAUGAUAUCAACGGCGACAGCAAGGGGCGGCAGAAGAGCGCUUUUGCGGCGCUGGCGGAGGAGAGGGAGGAGAGGGAGAGGGUGCGUGCGUGGGGCGGUGAGGAGGAGAUGGGUGAGGCUGCGAAAGAGGGCGCGGCCAAGAGUCAAGGGGAGCUGGGUGACGAUAAGGCGCCGACGAGUGUUGCUGCGCCUGUGGAAGAGGAUGAGCUGUUGUGAAGCAGUGGGUGAGAUGGAAGACAGAAAAUACUUCACGCCACCGGCAGACCGUGCUUGAGGGCAGCCCAACGAGCACUAUGCUGCAAGAAUCUAGAUACCCGUCCUUUGUGGCUGCAAUGAG
This is a messenger RNA of Macroventuria anomochaeta, 834 nucleotides long. RefSeq lists its product as uncharacterized. Bases 162 to 713 code for a protein of 183 amino acids. The record is from RefSeq and is a predicted model, not a curated record. Gene Ontology annotation, biological process: ribosomal large subunit export from nucleus. Lineage: Eukaryota; Fungi; Ascomycota; Dothideomycetes; Pleosporales; Didymellaceae. The transcript has 2 exons. Gene Ontology annotation, cellular component: nucleolus; preribosome, large subunit precursor.